Ziziphus jujuba (common jujube) is the source of this 911-nucleotide messenger RNA. Its product is annotated as glycolipid transfer protein 3-like. Gene Ontology annotation, molecular function: ceramide 1-phosphate transfer activity; ceramide 1-phosphate binding. The record is from RefSeq and is a predicted model, not a curated record. Gene Ontology annotation, biological process: ceramide transport; intermembrane lipid transfer. The coding region runs from base 179 to 847 and encodes 222 amino acids. Lineage: Eukaryota; Viridiplantae; Streptophyta; Magnoliopsida; Rosales; Rhamnaceae. Gene Ontology annotation, cellular component: membrane; cytosol; cytoplasm. The transcript is spliced from 6 exons.
AGAUGGAGUUGCAAGAUUUUCAAGCAAAGUUAGCUUAAUUAGUAGCUAGUUCUGAAAACAGUAAAGCUCACCCUCUCUGUUUGAAUGCAAACUUCAAUUUCAGAGAGAGAGAGAGAGAGAGAGAGAGAGAGAGAAACUGAGAGAAAGAGGAGGUCUAUAUAAUUAUAUGAAUAUAUAAAUGAAGAGAAAAAGAGAAAUGGAAUCCUCAGAAAUAAGAUCCGCCAUUGAAGAGCUAUCCAAGUUGGCUAAGCUUAAACCUGGUUGUGACGAUAAUCACGACGAUGCCCUUCACAUCCCCACCAUGAUUUUCAUUUCAGUUUGCAACUUUGUUCUUCAAGUUCUUGACAAGAUUGGGCCAACAAUGGCUGUUCUGAGACAAGACAUUCAUCAGAAUAUUCAGAGAGUGGAAUUGGUUCGUGAAUCCGAUCCUUCAAAGUUUUCUAAUUUGGUUGAGAUUUUGAAGAAAGAAGCCAUUGAAGGCAAUUCAAGGAAAACCAGCAGCUGCAGUAGAGCCUUGGUUUGGCUCACCAGAUCCUUGGAUUUUACUGUGGCAUUAUUACAAAAGUUGACAAAAGGGUCUGGGCAGAAAAUGGAGAAAAUAGUAGAAGACUGUUACAACAUCACUUUGAAGCCAUGGCAUGGAUGGAUUUCAUUAACUGCUGUUAAGGUGGCUCUAAAACUAGUGCCUGAUCAGAAAACGUUGAUGGAUUACCUAAUGGCAAAAGAUGGAAACUUGGACACCCUGAAAGAGGAAAUGCAGACCUUUGUGACUCUGCUUGCCCCUUUUUUAGAAAACAUCCAUUCUACUUUGAGAUCGUAUCGAGUGGAUAGGCUGAAGUCUACUUAAAGAUGUAUUAUCAAUUAAGAAAGCAAACAGUGGGAUGUUUCUUUUUCUGUCUUUUUUUUUUUUU